CGAGCAGAGCUUCGACCCUCUCUGACUCACUGUUCCUGCUCCUCGCCAGACCUGUUUGUUCACCGGAUCAUCGAGGACCAGAACAGCAGCGAUGUCGUCCGGAAAGGCCCUCGUCGUGUUCAAAGACGCGCUGUUGCGUCCGCAGCACCACGGCAAGAACCUGUUCACAAACCCACUAUCGCUCGAUAUCCUGCCGACCCAGAAAUGGGCCGUCACAGGCACACACAAGUCUCGUCUUUUGCAAGCCCUGGCCGGUCAAUUCACCGCCGUGCCGGCUUCUUCGCGGACCUACCCGUUCUUGGAGAACAAGGUCUGGCCGGCGACCGCGUGCAGCUUGAUCAUGUUCGACACCGACAUCAAGCCCGCCUAUCUGGCGGCGCGAUACGAGUUCUUCCGCGAGGCCGAGGACGCAGAUCUUGAGUCUUUUCUCAGAAGCGCGUUCCAUGCAGAUAAAACAGAUACGGCGGCGAUUGAGAAGCAGGAAAAGGUGUUUAAUGAGGUCGUCGAUAGACUCGGACUUCGGCAAUUGCUCAAGCAGUGGGUGGUUACGCUCAGUAACGGACAGAAUCGACGCGCUCGCAUUGCCCGGGGCCUGCUGAAGAGCCCGCGGAUCCUGCUCGCGGAUGAGCCGUUCCUCGGACUGGAUCCUGGUGCUACGGAGAACCUGGCAAACAUGCUCGGCGAGUUGUAUCCCAACCCAUACGUGAUUCUCGGCCUGCGCGCGCACGAGCCGGUUCCGUCGUGGAUCACACAUAUGGCUGUCGCAGACGAGAACGGGAUUGUCGAUGCCGGAACGAAAGAGGCUGUGGCGCCGACGAUCAAGAAACUGAUUGACCAGCGCAACGCCUUGUUCCACGAUGUCGAGCCGUUUGACUUUGAGGCCGCGGGAAUGACGCCCCCGUUGCGCGAGGGCGUGGAGUCUAUUAUCGAUAUCGAUCACGCUACGAUUCAGUACGAAGACCGGAUGGUUAUCAACGAUUUGAAAUGGGUCGUCAAGCGCGGCGAUCGAUGGCAUUUGCGAGGAAACAACGGAUCGGGUAAGAGCACGCUGCUCUCGAUGCUCACUGCCGACCACCCCAAGUCCUGGAACUCAAAGAUCAAGAUGUUUGACGAGCCGCGCAAGGUCGGCAAGCACAACUACUUCUCAAUCAACCGCGCCAUCGGCCAUGCUUCUCCCGAGAUCCACGCUAUCUUCCCCAAGACCCUGAAAGCCAGAUCGGCAGCUGCUACCGGAUUUACUGUCGGCAGCUUCCUGCCGCCUGCUGCGUCUGCGCAUGUCGCGGGCGGUCUGAACAAGGAGCAAAUGUACGAGCGCGUGAAUAAGCUACUGGAGUACUUCAAGGUCGACGGAAACACUACGUUCGGCGACCUCACGCUCAACGACCAAAAAGUCGUGCUCUUCAUCCGCGCAAUCAUCCGCAACCCCGAGAUCCUGAUUCUCGACGAGGCCUUCUCGGCCAUGAACGACGAGAGCAUUUUCCGGUGCAAGAAGUUUGUCGACGAGUGGGGCGGGACGGUGAUUGCGAUCGGCCACGUCAACGACGAGAUCCCGCGCUGCGACAAGUACAUCCGUCUGCACGGCGGACACACCAAGCCCGAGCAGGGUCUUGUCGAGUAAGAACAGAGAGCAGAAGAUAAAAUCCGGAGGAAGUAAUCGGCUAUUCGCUCUCUGUUCCCCAUAUCAAAAUAACCAGUGUAGAUAGAUAGCAGUAAAUGUGACAAUAUUAUGCAGUUGUGGCUCUAAACGCAGCUUCUUUUCCCAUUUAUGCCAAAACCAAAAGUUGGCGUCAAAGUCCCAGCCAGUAAUUUUUUUUCCGAGUUUUCA
Messenger RNA from Myxozyma melibiosi, 1825 nucleotides. RefSeq names its product P-loop containing nucleoside triphosphate hydrolase protein. The record is from RefSeq and is a predicted model, not a curated record. Gene Ontology annotation, cellular component: mitochondrion. Lineage: Eukaryota; Fungi; Ascomycota; Lipomycetes; Lipomycetales; Lipomycetaceae. The coding region runs from base 92 to 1618 and encodes 508 amino acids. The transcript is spliced from 3 exons. Gene Ontology annotation, molecular function: ATP binding; ATP hydrolysis activity.